GCCAGGCGCCCGGGAUGCCGCCGCCGCUGCCACCGUGGGACGGGUUCGGGUCAGGGUCAGGCUCCGAGGGCGCGGGGAGCAGGGAGGCCUGGGGAGCGGUGGCUGCAGCGGGAGGGCACUGAGCGCCCGCCCGCCAUGUCCAGGAAGAAGACCCUCAAGAGCAAGGGGGCCAGCGCUCCUGCUGCCUCCGCGAUUCCCGCCUCCAACGAGCCCCGGCCGGCUCGCCCCGGGACUGCGCGCCCUGGCCCCCAGGUGCCGCCCAACGGGCUCCUGCAGCCCGGCCGGCCAUCGCUAGGAGGCGGCGGCGACUUCUACGAUGUCGCCUUCAAGGUUAUGCUGGUGGGGGACUCCGGUGUGGGGAAGACCUGCUUGCUUGUGCGCUUCAAGGAUGGGGCUUUCCUGGCGGGGACCUUUAUCUCCACUGUGGGCAUCGACUUCCGGAACAAAGUUCUGGACGUGGAUGGCAUGAAGGUGAAGUUGCAGAUCUGGGACACAGCUGGCCAGGAGCGGUUCCGCAGUGUUACCCACGCCUACUAUCGAGAUGCUCAUGCACUGCUGCUGCUCUAUGAUGUCACCAACAAGGCCUCCUUUGACAACAUCCAGGCCUGGCUGACGGAAAUCCAGGAGUAUGCCCAGCACGACGUGGUGCUUAUGCUGCUAGGGAACAAGGUGGACUCUACCCAGGAGCGUGUGGUGAAGAGGGAGGAUGGGGAGAAGCUGGCCAAGGUGAGUUGGGGCAAGGUGGGUGGCCAGGGGGUGCCCCUCUGGGGCCGUAGAGCCUGGGCUGUCCCCAUGAGGCUGCCACCCUGCUGGCAGCAGCUGUUUGCAGGAAUAUGGGCUACCUUUCAUGGAGACCAGUGCCAAGACAGGCCUCAACGUGGACUUAGCCUUCACAGCCAUAGCAAAGUAAGUUCUGGCAGUCACCCCCCAGACCCAGGGUCUGAAUCCCCUUGUUGGGGACACAGGCCACUCUGUUCCAUGGUCACCUCUGCCCCACAGGGAGUUGAAGCAGCGUUCUAUGAAGGCCCCCAGCGAGCCCCGCUUCCAGCUGCACGACUAUGUCAAGAGGGAGGGCCGCGUGUCCUCCUGCUGCAGACCCUGAACCUGGAUGAGAACAGCCACCAGGCAUUCUGCUGGGAGGCCCAGGUUCAGCCCAGCCACUGAAAGGCUGAUCUACAGGUCCCUCUGACUUGUCACCCAGCGGGUCAAUCCCAAGGUGUCUGUUUGCAGAACUCACAGGCUGAGCCUUGCCCUUCCCUUGUCCUGGAGGCAAUCUAUAGCUUUAGUCCUCACAAUGAGCUGCAGGGAGCCAGUGGGACUGCAUCCCUCCCUUCACCUGCUGUUGCCUGGGGGACUUCUGUACAGGAAGGGGAACCCCUGCAAUGUAGUCUGCAUAGGGUGCCUGGUCCCCUGCUUACUGUGGCGUUCUGCUGCCCCCUCCUGGAAUGCUCAGCUUUAAGACUAGGCAGCAGUGAUGGUACAGUACAGUACCUAACCCUAGAAAGUCAUGUCUUCAGCUGCACAUGCUGCCCAAGCAGGGAAUGGCAGGAGCAGAAGGCUUCACCAAGAAUCAUAUGUGUUUGUGCCAACUAGGACUGUGUGCUCCUAACCUACCCACCAGGAGGCUCUGGUGCAAUCAACAGGGUCUUCCUCAUGUUCCCUUGGAGGAUGCCAAGAUUGUGGCUUUGUAAUACAGGGAAUGGCAUAUGGUAAAUCACAGAAAUGUCAGGGAAACGAGAAUUGCCAGCCGUCACCUGCUGACCAGGGUACCACCUCGGCAGGCCAUCGUACUGGGAAUGGCUUGCCUACAGCUGAGGCCCGCGCUUGGCAAAGUCAAGCGGAGGAGGUUGGUAGUGUACUCCAUCUUGUAUUAAAAUAUUCAAGUCUUUUGAUUGAGAGCCUUUGUUCUUAGUCCUGGUGAAUAAAGCUGUUUUUCCGGAGUGCCUGUCUCAUCCAUUGAAAUUGCCUUUUAGAGCUCUCAACAAAGCCCAGACUUCACCACUAAGAGGGUGGCACUCCCUCAUAACCAAGAUGGCAAAGGAAGCACAGCAGGGCUGCCUAAAAUGCCAACAAAGGGGCACUCAGUGGCCAGUUAACCCUGUUAGCGAGGAAUUAAGAGUUUAUGACCUACCAUAAGGCAAAGGCACACACAAAAAAAUCUUUUAGCCUUACAGGCAAAAAUGGAG
This is a messenger RNA of Pteropus alecto (black flying fox), 2186 nucleotides long. RefSeq names its product RAB26, member RAS oncogene family (gene RAB26). NCBI's taxonomy places the organism in Eukaryota, Metazoa, Chordata, Mammalia, Chiroptera, Pteropodidae. Bases 136 to 1164 code for a protein of 342 amino acids. The transcript is spliced from 7 exons. Gene Ontology annotation, cellular component: endosome; Golgi apparatus. Gene Ontology annotation, molecular function: GTP binding; GTPase activity. The record is from RefSeq and is a predicted model, not a curated record.